AUGGAGUCCAAGGAACUCAACGUCGAGACGCUCACCCCCGAUCUGAAAGGGGAGGAGGAGGGGGGCAAGCCAGAACCAGACCUCAAGGAACCGGACGAAGUGAUUGAGAAUGUCGAGUACAGCUAUGAAUCGCAUCGCUCGCCAUUUCCGGAAGUCAGGGCCGUCGUCCCCGAGACAGACGACCCCAGCAUGCCUAUUAAUACCGUGCGCAUGUGGGUGCUGGGGAUCGUGUUUACCAUGCUCGGCUCCGGCAUCAACCAAUUCUUCUCUCUGCGCUACCCGUCGGUGCAUAUUGUCGCCUUGGUCGCCGAGCUAUUGGCAUACCCGCUGGGCAUCUUCCUCGCGAAAACGCUGCCUAUGACGACAAUCUCUUUGGGGCCGCUGGGCUCGUUCUCACUCAACCCGGAUCGACAAUUCAAUAUCAAAGAGCAUGGGCUCAUCGUGAUCAUGAGCAAUGUCUCCUUCGGAUAUGCCACCGCCGACGCUACCAAUAUCAUCCAGGCCGCCAGCGCGGCAUUUUACGACUUCAACCUCAAGCCGGGAUUUUAUGUUCUGAUCGUUCUCUGCGCCCAGCUGCUUGGCUUCGGAGUCGCGGGUCUUGCAGCCCCCUGGCUGGUUGAGCCAGCCCGCAUCAUCUGGCCGGGCGUGUUAUCCAACUGCGCGAUGCUCGAGUCUCUGCAUUCGCGAGCGAAUAUACUGGCAAAUGGAUGGCGCAUCUCCCGUCUACGCUUCUUCCUCUAUGUGACGGCCGGCGGGUUCCUCUGGUACUUCUUCCCCGGAUUGAUUUUCACGGCUCUGUCUUACUUCACCUGGGUCUGCUGGAUCGCGCCAAAGAAUGUCAUCGUCAACCACCUUUUCGGCAUGCAGACCGGACUCGGGUUAAGCCCGGUCACCUUUGACUGGAGCCAAAUUGCCUACAAUACCAACCCACUCCUAUCCCCCUCGUGGGCCGCCAUCAACGUCUUUGCCGGUUUCGCCUUUUUCUUCUGGGUCAUCGUUCCAAUCCUCUACUACACCAACGUCUGGUUCACAGGAUACCUGCCUCUCAUGACGGCAGACGUCUACGACAGAACCGGCGCAGUAUACGAUACAGCCCGAGUCGUCAGCGCAGACCACAGCCUUGACGAAGCGGCUUACCGCAACUACUCACCCCCCUUCCUCAGCGCCACAUUCGCUUUCAUUUACGGUCCUUCCUUUGCAGCCAUCACAUCUGUCCUCUCGCACAUUGCUGUCUGGCACAGCCGUGACCUCUGGGCCGCUUUUAAAGGCCGCAAUAGACUAGACAUCCACGCCCGACUGGUCCGCGCUUCCUACCGCCCAACACCGUGGUACUGGUAUGCAGGCAUCAUUGUGAUCAUCACAGCAAUGGCAAUCGCCAUGGUCGAGGUCUACGAGACUAAACUCCCAGUCUACGGCGUCUUCCUCGGCCUCAUCGUCCCAGCUCUAUACAUGAUCCCCUGCGGGAUCGUGCAGGGCAUCACAAACGUCGACGCAAACCAGCUGAACGUACUCUCAGAGUUCGUGGGCGGGUACAUGUUCGAAGGAAAGCCACUGGCAAAUAUGAUUUUCAAAAUCCUUUCAACAGACGUAGUGGGUCAAGGCGUUUAUUUCGCCAUGGACAUGAAAUUGGCCCAUUACCUCAAGGUUCCGCCGCGCACGACCUUUGUCGCGCAGGGCGCGGCUACCAUUCUCGGUGCGCUGACCCAGACCGGCGUCACGCUUUGGAUGCUGGGUCAUAUUCAUGGAAUUUGCCAGUCGGACCAGGCAGAUAAUUUUACUUGUCCCAAUGGGAGAACGGUUUAUUCGUCCUCUGUGAUCUGGGGUCUUGUCGGUCCGCGCCGUCUCUACUCCGCCGGCCAGAUCUACUCUGGUCUCCUCCAUUUCUUCUGGAUUGGUGCCGUUAUGCCUAUCGUGACAUGGCUACUGUACCGAUUCACCAAGCAGAAGUUCUGGAAAAUGAUUAACUGGCCUCUUAUUUUUGUCGGCACUUACAAUGUUCCUCCGGCAACUGGAAUAAACUACUCCAGCUGGGCCCUAGUAAACUACAUAUUCAACCACGUCAUCCGGCGACGCUGGUUCACAUGGUGGACGAAAUACAACUAUAUCCUCGCCGCAGCCCUGGAUACAGGCCUCGCACUGAGCGGGAUUUUCAUAUUCUUUUGCAUUUCGUAUCCUGGUGCCAAGUUUCCUGAUUGGUGGGGUAAUACGGUUUAUCUGGAUACGGCGGAUGGGCAGGGAUUACCCUUUAAGGCUAUGGCGGAUGUGGGGUAUUUUGGGCCUGCUAAUGGGACUUGGGCUUGA
Messenger RNA from Penicillium argentinense, 2301 nucleotides. RefSeq lists its product as uncharacterized. The transcript has 3 exons. The record is from RefSeq and is a predicted model, not a curated record. NCBI's taxonomy places the organism in Eukaryota, Fungi, Ascomycota, Eurotiomycetes, Eurotiales, Aspergillaceae. Gene Ontology annotation, molecular function: oligopeptide transmembrane transporter activity. The coding region runs from base 1 to 2301 and encodes 766 amino acids. Gene Ontology annotation, biological process: transmembrane transport.